Messenger RNA from Bicyclus anynana (squinting bush brown), 2055 nucleotides. RefSeq lists its product as uncharacterized. Gene Ontology annotation, molecular function: ribosomal large subunit binding. Bases 292 to 1023 code for a protein of 243 amino acids. The transcript is spliced from 3 exons. Gene Ontology annotation, cellular component: mitochondrion. Gene Ontology annotation, biological process: negative regulation of ribosome biogenesis; negative regulation of translation. Lineage: Eukaryota; Metazoa; Arthropoda; Insecta; Lepidoptera; Nymphalidae. The record is from RefSeq and is a predicted model, not a curated record.
CAUUCGGACUAAACUUUAUCUCUACAAAAACUUCAAUGUUCAUUCCUCCGAGCGAAGGUCACAUCACUAUACUCAAUUUGUUCAUUUUGAUUUUUGACUUUGACAUUUGACAAUUGAUAUUUGACAUACGAACUUGAUGAUUGUUUUGAUUUGAUUCUGAGAAAGUAACCUAAAAACUAAAAAGUUAUUUAAAUACAAACACCAAAAAAAUUGAAUACUGAAAACAAUUAAUUUAAUACAAAUUUGUCUCUUUUUAAUUUUUCUAAUUUGCAUUAAUGACUGUAUACAACUAUGUUUAAGAAAAUAGUUUUACAAACUGCAAUCAACUUACAGAUCAGUAAGCUAUAUAGAUGUUCCAAAUUCAAAAUAUCGAACAGCGUUUUAUGUACGCGACAAAUUCAUUGUGGAUUAUAUUUACAAAAUCCAAGAAAUCCCCCAAAAUCAAGUGACCAUCCUUCCCCAGCGAUAGCCAGCAGGUAUCAAGUUAUAACAGAAACAAACUCUCCAGUUAUAGAGAACACAGCAGAAGAAAUAUACUUGGAAGAUAAAUAUCCUGUUAUUAGCGAUGAAUUUGAUGGAAUAAAUUUAGACCGAGGAAAAAAUGGAGUGUUUGAAAUAGAAGAACUUGUUGACUUACUGCAAAGAGAAAAUUCUAAAGACAUAUUUGUUGCAAGUGUCCCGCCAGAGAUAAACUAUGUUGAACACAUGUGUAUUGUUAGUGCGCGCAGUAAUAGACAUAUGCUGGCCCUAGCUGAAUUUGUAAGAAAAGUUUAUAAAAAAAAAUGUUACAAAAGUGACCACAUACCCAGAAUUGAAGGCAAAGAUUCUGAAGAAUGGAUGGCUCUGGAUUUAGGUAACAUUGCUCUGCAUAUAUUUUCAGAAAAAACUCGUAAAGUAUAUGAUUUGGAAACUUUGUGGUCUGUGGGAUCAGAAUUUGACGAGAAGGCUAAUAAGAACAGUGAUGUUGUGGACAUAUUAGAAAAUUAUAGUUCCUACCUUAAAGAUCUUAAACCACUAGCAUAACACCUCUACAAAAUGAUUUUUUUAUGAUCAACAGUACUUCUGCCCAUGUCAUAUUAUUUAGGCUGGCAAGGUUCGCUAGUGCAUAGUUCAUAUAUCAUAAUGUAGUUUAGAAAGUGUGUUAAUAGAUGCAUCUUAAAGGAGCCAGUCAAAAACCUUUUUAAAAGUAUUGUUUCCAAUUCUAGUACAAGCAGCAUUAAUGUGUCUGUGAAGAGUUUACUGCCUGCAUGUUUUACUUUUACCUGUAGCUGACAACUGCUGUCUCAAUAUUUUAAGUGUAUGUAGUGUAAAAUAUUUAUAUAUAUGUAUAAAAAAAUUACAUAAAUGUUAUAUUAGAAGUGGAUUAAAGCAUGUAAAGAAAACAAAAAUAUCAAUUGAAAGUCUCAUAUAAAAUGUUUAUUUUGCUUAAUUAGGUACAUUAAUGAUACAUAAAGUAUGGACUGCAUAACUUAUUCACAAAAUGUUAAUUGCUUUUAUAAUAGUUCAACUUAAUCAAUUCCUAUAAUAUUGUAUAAUGAAAUAUAAAUAUUGUAUCUUUCACAUGAAAAUUAUUUUUCGAGCAUAAUAAUACAGUUAUCUGUAAAUUAAUAUUCAUCAUUAUUUGAUUAUAAAAUAAUUUGGCAUAAGUUUAUAUAAUUAUUUUUAUAUAUAAUUAUAACUAUGUCAAAGCCUAAAUGCAAUAACUGUUAAAACUAAAAAUAUAAUAAAAGUUGACUAAAGCAUUCAUACAACAAUCACAAGAUCUUUUUUCAGUCAAAUGCACUUGUACAUUCUAAUAGAAGACUAAGUUAAUACUAAGCAGCAUAGUUUUGGAAGCCAACUAUUUCUUAUUAGUGCUUCAAAGUUACAACUACCAUAAACUAAAAUUUAAGCCAAUAAAGAAAAGGGAAACAUAAGUUAUGUAUAAGAAUUAAGUAGCAAAACAACAAAUAUGGAUAUACAAAAAAUAUUGGACCUCAUUUUGCAAGUCUUUCAUUUUAAGAACUAUCAAUAAUAAUAAUUAAUAUUAAACGAUGACUGAAACCUUGUAUAGAA